UUCUAAUUAUGAUGCUUUGCGGCCUUGUUUUUAUCACGUGGGCGGUAAGCGUGCGUGGCCGCCAUUUGCAAAUUGCAACAGAUUCUCGAAUGUCGAUAGUCGAAGAUGCUAAAUCAAAAUGAACUUCAGUUUCACUUGAAUAACGCGUUACAAAGAAUUAGCCAGUUGGAAAGUUCAAAUAUUACUCCUAAUAGUCCGCUUGGUUCGACGAACAACUCCAGCAGAAACAGCGGCUCGACCGGCUCGACUUUAACGGAAGAACUGCAAAGGAGUUUUCCAAGCUUAGCAAAUCACGCAGCAAUAAGUUCAACAUCAACCCAAACGCCAUUGAGUCGGGCUUCAACGUCGCAUCUUUCUGGCAACAAGAAAAAACGAAAGCGCAAAUCGACGACCUCUAAAUCAACCUUGAAACCCAAAGCAGUGCACAAAGACCUGGUGUUGGUUCCGGAACCAACUCAAACUUCAGUUCCUACUCAUUCUUCUCGUGUUUCGUUGGAAAGUGACGGUUUCGUUAUUCACAGCUUUCCUUUUGUAAGAGAAUGGGAUGAUACUAAUUUAAAAGAAGAAAUAGAAAACGUUUUUCCGCAGAUCCAAAAUUGUGGUUAUGAAUAUGUGAAGGCCUCAUAUGGAAAACUUGUUUUACCAAAUUUAGCCCCUGGGGUGACUAUGAACUGCAACAUGCUCUUGAAGUUGUCAGGCCAAGGUGCUGUUUACAUACGCUCCAAUGAAAAACUUAGUGCUUGUAGUGAGAGUGACAAUUCUGCUGAUGAUGAAUUGCUGAAACCAGCAUUAAUUAAGCAAGAACCAGAAGUCCUGGAAAUUCAAUCUAAGUCAGAUAUUGAAGGAACAGGUAACUGGAGCUCAGGCAUAAAUUAA
This is a messenger RNA of Xenia sp. Carnegie-2017, 876 nucleotides long. RefSeq lists its product as uncharacterized. The transcript has 2 exons. NCBI's taxonomy places the organism in Eukaryota, Metazoa, Cnidaria, Anthozoa, Malacalcyonacea, Xeniidae. The record is from RefSeq and is a predicted model, not a curated record. The coding region runs from base 106 to 876 and encodes 256 amino acids.